This is a messenger RNA of Gavia stellata (red-throated loon), 3431 nucleotides long. RefSeq names its product exportin 1 (gene XPO1). The transcript has 25 exons. Gene Ontology annotation, biological process: ribosomal small subunit export from nucleus; ribosomal large subunit export from nucleus; protein export from nucleus. The record is from RefSeq and is a predicted model, not a curated record. Lineage: Eukaryota; Metazoa; Chordata; Aves; Gaviiformes; Gaviidae. Bases 182 to 3397 code for a protein of 1071 amino acids. Gene Ontology annotation, molecular function: small GTPase binding; nuclear export signal receptor activity. Gene Ontology annotation, cellular component: cytoplasm; nucleus.
CCUACCCGGCAGGGAGGAGGGUGCGCGCCUCUUCCCCCCCUUCGGAUUUCUUUUUUUUUUGGGGGGGAGGGUUAUUUUUGGUGGUGUUUAUUUUAAUUUUUUUUUUGGCGUGUGGUUAGAAACUUCGCUCACCCACCCCUACUUUUUGAAGGAAGAGGCUGUAAGAAACACCUAGUAAUCUAUGCCAGCAAUUAUGACAAUGUUAGCAGACCAUGCAGCUCGUCAGCUGCUGGAUUUUAACCAGAAACUGGAUAUCAAUCUCUUGGACAAUGUGGUGAACUGCUUGUACCAUGGAGAAGGCGCGCAGCAAAGAAUGGCACAGGAAGUCUUGACUCACUUAAAAGAACAUCCUGAUGCGUGGACAAGAGUUGAUACUAUUUUGGAGUUCUCUCAGAACAUGAAUACCAAAUAUUAUGGACUGCAAAUCUUGGAAAAUGUGAUAAAAACAAGAUGGAAGAUUCUUCCGAGGAACCAGUGUGAAGGUAUUAAAAAAUAUGUUGUCGGCCUAAUUAUCAAGACCUCAUCUGAUCCAACGUGUGUAGAAAAAGAGAAAGUGUAUAUUGGGAAAUUGAAUAUGAUUCUUGUUCAGAUACUGAAACAGGAAUGGCCAAAGCACUGGCCAACUUUUAUAAGCGAUAUUGUGGGAGCAAGCAGGACUAGCGAAAGCCUUUGUCAGAAUAACAUGGUGAUCCUUAAACUAUUGAGUGAAGAAGUGUUUGAUUUUUCCAGUGGCCAGAUUACUCAAGUAAAAGCUAAGCAUUUGAAAGACAGCAUGUGCAAUGAAUUCUCUCAGAUAUUUCAACUGUGUCAGUUUGUGAUGGAAAACUCCCAAAAUGCUCCCUUAGUUCAUGCGACUUUGGAAACUUUGCUACGAUUUCUGAACUGGAUUCCUCUGGGAUAUAUAUUUGAGACCAAGUUAAUCAGCACACUAAUAUACAAGUUCUUAAAUGUUCCCAUGUUCCGAAAUGUCUCUUUGAAGUGCCUCACAGAGAUUGCAGGUGUCAGUGUAAGCCAGUAUGAAGAACAGUUUGUAACACUUUUUACAUUGACCAUGAUGCAGUUGAAACAGAUGCUUCCUUUAAAUACCAAUAUCCGACUUGCAUACUCAAACGGGAAAGAUGAUGAACAGAACUUCAUUCAGAAUCUCAGUUUGUUUCUCUGCACGUUCCUCAAGGAACAUGGUCAACUUAUAGAAAAAAGAUUAAAUUUGAGGGAAACAUUAAUGGAGGCUCUUCAUUAUAUGUUAUUGGUAUCAGAAGUUGAAGAAACUGAAAUUUUCAAGAUUUGUCUUGAAUAUUGGAAUCAUUUAGCUGCUGAGCUCUACAGGGAAAGUCCGUUUUCAACAUCUGCUUCUCCGUUGCUUUCGGGAAGUCAACACUUUGAUGUUCCUCCAAGGAGACAGCUUUAUUUGCCUGUAUUGUCCAAGGUUCGAUUGCUAAUGGUUAGCCGUAUGGCUAAACCUGAAGAAGUCCUAGUAGUGGAAAAUGAUCAAGGGGAAGUAGUACGAGAAUUCAUGAAGGAUACAGAUUCCAUAAACUUGUAUAAAAAUAUGAGAGAAACAUUGGUUUAUCUUACACAUCUGGAUUAUGCAGACACGGAACGAAUUAUGACUGAAAAACUUCACAAUCAAGUGAAUGGAACAGAGUGGUCGUGGAAAAAUUUGAAUACCCUGUGUUGGGCUAUAGGCUCAAUCAGUGGCGCAAUGCAUGAAGAAGAUGAAAAAAGAUUCCUUGUUACAGUAAUUAAGGAUCUCCUGGGACUCUGUGAACAAAAGCGAGGAAAAGACAAUAAAGCCAUUAUUGCAUCAAAUAUAAUGUAUAUAGUAGGUCAAUACCCACGGUUUUUGAGAGCUCACUGGAAAUUUUUGAAGACAGUAGUCAACAAGCUGUUUGAAUUUAUGCAUGAAACCCACGAUGGCGUCCAGGAUAUGGCUUGUGAUACCUUCAUAAAAAUAGCACAAAAAUGCCGCCGACAUUUUGUUCAGGUUCAAGUGGGAGAGGUCAUGCCAUUUAUUGAUGAAAUCUUGAACAAUAUUAACACAAUCAUCUGUGACCUUCAGCCACAACAGGUGCAUACAUUCUAUGAAGCAGUAGGUUACAUGAUUGGGGCACAGACAGACCAGACUGUGCAGGAGCAUCUGAUAGAAAAAUACAUGUUGCUACCUAAUCAAGUAUGGGACAGCAUAAUUCAACAGGCAACAAAAAAUGUUGAUAUUCUAAAGGAUCCUGAAACAGUUAAGCAGCUUGGUAGCAUUCUGAAAACCAAUGUAAGAGCGUGUAAAGCAGUUGGCCACCCCUUUGUGAUUCAGCUUGGAAGAAUUUACUUAGAUAUGCUGAAUGUGUACAAGUGCCUAAGUGAAAAUAUUUCUGCAGCUAUUCAGGCUAAUGGUGAAAUGGUAACAAAGCAGCCCUUGAUUAGAAGUAUGAGGACUGUAAAAAGGGAAACUUUAAAACUAAUUUCUGGCUGGGUGAGCAGGUCCAACGAUCCUCAGAUGGUAGCUGAAAACUUUGUUCCUCCCUUGUUGGAUGCAGUUCUCAUUGACUACCAGAGAAAUGUUCCAGCUGCUAGAGAACCUGAAGUACUUAGUACUAUGGCUAUCAUUGUAAACAAGCUGGGUGGACACAUUACUGCUGAAAUACCUCAGAUAUUUGAUGCUGUUUUUGAGUGCACAUUAAAUAUGAUCAACAAGGACUUUGAAGAAUAUCCUGAACAUAGAACAAACUUCUUCUUGCUACUCCAGGCUGUAAAUUCUCAUUGCUUCCCAGCAUUCCUGGCCAUUCCACCUGCACAGUUCAAACUUGUUCUGGAUUCUAUUAUUUGGGCUUUCAAACAUACAAUGAGAAAUGUUGCAGAUACAGGACUUCAGAUACUUUAUACGCUACUACAGAAUGUUGCACAAGAAGAGACUGCUGCCCAGAGUUUCUAUCAGACGUAUUUCUGUGAUAUCCUUCAGCACAUUUUCUCAGUUGUAACAGACACCUCACACACUGCUGGUUUGACAAUGCAUGCAUCAAUCCUUGCAUACAUGUUCAACUUAGUAGAAGAGGGAAAAAUAAGUACUCCAUUAAACCCCGGAAAUCCAGUGAGCAACCAAAUGUUUAUUCAGGAGUAUGUUGCUAAUCUUCUCAAAUCUGCGUUUCCUCACCUGCAAGAUGCCCAGGUUAAGCUGUUUGUAACAGGACUCUUCAGUUUAAACCAGGAUAUUCCUGCCUUCAAGGAACACCUGAGGGACUUCCUGGUCCAAAUCAAGGAGUUUGCAGGUGAAGACACAUCAGACUUAUUCUUUGAGGAAAGAGAAACAGCCCUUCGGCAGGCUCAAGAGGAGAAGCAUAAACUUCAGAUGUCUGUACCUGGCAUCCUUAAUCCACAUGAAAUUCCUGAGGAGAUGUGCGAUUAAAAAAAAAUAAUAAUAAAACAAGUUUUGCAGUUUU